GCUGGGAACGAAGAUCAGGUGUACAGAAACGCGCGGUGCUGCUGGCCGGGUUCCUGGACAUGGCGCUACUGGUGGUUAUGGGAGUGAGCGGCUCGGGGAAGUCCACCGUGGGCUCACAUCUGGCCAAUAAGCUGGGAUGGAAAUUCUAUGAUGGCGAUGACUAUCAUCCAGAAGAGAACAGAAAGAAAAUGGCAGAAGGAAUCCCUCUGAACGAUCAGGACAGAAUCCCAUGGCUUUGCCACUUGCAUGAUAUGCUAAUGAGGGAGCAUGCCUCUGGGCAAAACACAGUUUUAGCCUGCUCAGCUCUAAAAAAAAUGUACAGGUGCAUUUUAGAAAAUGGAGAGACUGGUAUAAAUGUCCAGAAUUCAAGUGGCCAGCCAGAAGAACAAGAGGAACCUGCAUCACGAAAGAUCCUUUUCAUCCACUUAGAUGGACCAAUGGACCUUAUUGCUCAGCGUUUGGCGAAAAGGAGGGGUCAUUUUAUGCCACCUGAGCUACUACAGUCUCAGUUUGAUGCUCUUGAAGCUCCGUCGGCACCUGAACAUUUCAUCACUGUCAGUCUGGAAAAACCUGUUUCAGAAAUAGUAUCUAUAAUUGAAGAAUAUGUUAGAAACAGGUAUGGAUAAUUCUUCCAGACUGGUUCUUGGUUUACAAGACAAACUCAAACAAGAGUUUGUUGCCUUUUACUAAACAUAAUCAUGAAUUAACUUUAUUGUACUUAUGAGAUGAGGACAGUGUUGCUUAAGUACAAGGCAUUUUUCACUUUCUGCUUUUACAUACAUUGGAUUUAGGUGAGAGUUGUUAAAGCAUGUAUUAUUGCCCUAAUAUUCCAGUGAUUUAUCUUAGAAAAAUGCAAACUGAAACAUUUGGAAAAUACAAUUAAAGUUGGAAGUACACGUUACAAAGUUUAUAUGGAGUGAACCCUUCUAAUGGAGCAGUCCUAUCUUUCAGUUACAUCCGGACAGUAGACUUAGGGUUGCUCCUAACUAGGGUUGCCUCCCAUCCCCCAGACUACUAGAGUACAGCAGCACUAUGGUAGCAUGAAAAAAUAUGUACAAGUGUGGUGGCUAAGAGGAGGGACUCCUUUCCUCCAGCUGGGGGGAAAUGGGGAGGAGAAGGCUGGAUGUCUCCAAAACCAGAGGAGGGGGAAAUUGAGUCUCAAUACAUUGCCACUAUCUGUGAGCCUUUUAAGCGUGCACAAUUUGGUGCUGGGGUUCAUUUUUCUUGCUUGUAAUAUGGCUUAAUGUAGUAACUUUUUUGAUUUGCAUUGGUUCAAAAGCCUCUUUAACUGCCAGACUGACUGCAUCAACAAUUAUAGACUGAAGAUCCUCCCAGGACAACUGCAGCAAGUUGAUUUCUGUGGAGCUAUCUAAACAUACAUCAUCUGGCAUUUUUUCCUGUGUGUCCUGAUCAUCCAUUUUAAUGUGAUAGCAAAAGUCCCUGUUCAGCCCAGCAAAACCUAAAGUCUCUGCAAAAUGUUUGUCAGUAGUCUCUUCAAGGCUGACUGCAUGCACCAGAUAAUGGCUCUCAUAGACAUAUUAACAACCAAGAAUCUUUCAACACAAACCAGGUGCUUUGCAGCUUUAUAAUGGAGUCUAGACACAAUGAGCUUUUCUGUUCUCAACA
This is a messenger RNA of Gekko japonicus, 1626 nucleotides long. It is a transcript of the gene IDNK, whose product is annotated as idnK, gluconokinase homolog (E. coli). NCBI's taxonomy places the organism in Eukaryota, Metazoa, Chordata, Lepidosauria, Squamata, Gekkonidae. The coding region runs from base 60 to 626 and encodes 188 amino acids. The transcript has 5 exons. Gene Ontology annotation, molecular function: gluconokinase activity. The record is from RefSeq and is a predicted model, not a curated record. Gene Ontology annotation, cellular component: cytoplasm.